Messenger RNA from Oxyura jamaicensis (ruddy duck), 3915 nucleotides. It is a transcript of the gene KCTD7, whose product is annotated as potassium channel tetramerization domain containing 7. Gene Ontology annotation, molecular function: protein binding. The transcript is spliced from 4 exons. Lineage: Eukaryota; Metazoa; Chordata; Aves; Anseriformes; Anatidae. Bases 220 to 1089 code for a protein of 289 amino acids. Gene Ontology annotation, biological process: protein homooligomerization. The record is from RefSeq and is a predicted model, not a curated record.
GGGGCUGGCGGGGCGGCGGGCGGCGGGCGCAGCGCUCGGGGCCCGGCUCGGCCCGUCGCGGCUCGCCUCAGGGCCCGCAGCCGCCCCCCGGCCGUGCCCUGGGGAUGCUCCGUGCGGCCGCCGAGCCUCGGGCUCCUCCUCUCGGCCCUCCCUGAGCCUCCCGGCUCCUGUUUAGCCCGGUGCCGUCCCGUCCGCUCCCGCCGAGCCGCAGCCAGCGGGAUGGUGGUAGUCACAGGGCAGGGCAGAGCCAGCCGAGACCCGGAUGAGGCCAUGUCGAGCUCGGAGGCGGAGGAUGAGUUCCAGGAGCCGGCCACCCCCACCGCAACCCAGGCAGGAGAAGCGCUGCCGCUGCUGCCGCAGCAGUUUCCAGAAGUUGUCCCACUAAAUGUAGGAGGCAUGCAUUUUACAACACGGCUGUCAACGCUGAGACGUUAUGAGGAUACAAUGUUGGCGGCUAUGUUCAGCGGAAGACACUAUAUUCCAACUGAUGCCGAAGGCAGAUACUUCAUAGACAGAGAUGGAGCUUACUUUGGAGACAUACUUAACUUUCUGCGAUCUGGUGACCUGCCACCAAGAGAGCGAGUGAGGUCAGUUUACAAGGAAGCUCAGUAUUAUUCCAUAGGACCAUUGCUAGACUAUCUGGAGGAUGUCCAGCCUCUUAAAGGAGAAAAAGUUAGACAAGCUUUCCUGGGCCUAAUGCCAUAUUACAAAGAUCAUUUGGAACGGAUAAUUGAAAUAGCAAAGCUUAGAGCUAUGCAAAGAAAAGCAAGGUUUGCGAAACUGAAAGUCUGUGUCUUCAAAGAAGAGAUGCCCAUCACUCCCUACGAAUGCCCCCAUUUCAAUUCUUUACGUUUUGAAAGGAGUGAAAGUGAGACAAAGCUGUUUGAACAUCACUGCGAAGUAGAUGUAUCUUUUGGACCUUGGGAGGCUGUAGCUGAUGUUUAUGACCUUCUGCACUGUAUUGUGACAGACCUGUCUGACAGAGGGAUAACUGUGGAUCAUCAGUGUAUUGGUGUGUGUGAUAAACACCUGAUAAAUCACUAUUACUGCAAGCGUCCUAUCUAUGAGUUCAAGAUCACUUGGUGGUGAGUUAUUUUGCCCAGAGCAGUGCAGGGGAUGAAAGGACUUCUGGAUGACGAUUGCUUUUAAUAUUUUUGCAACGUGUCUCUGGAAAUGCAUUGCUGCUAACGUAUAUUGGAAUCAGUCUGCUGAAAUGUUGGCUAAUGCUUAGCUGUUCAGCAAAGAGGAACCCGCUACAGAGGUUGAAAAACCUCUGAAAUGUUUAAAAACCAGCCUGAAACAAGACUGUUGGCUCAGGUACCUUAAUGAGGCACAAAACAAAGUCACCUCACGGAAAUUAUGGAGAGGAGUGUCUAACAUUGGAAAAAAAAAAACGUGCCACCUACCGUGUGGCUUUAGUAUCUUAGUCUGCAAAGCGGAUAUAACAGAUCUCACCUGCAUUAUUAUAAAGCCUGGGGUGCUAAUAAUGCUGAUAUAACGUGGUUGAAUUUUACCCACUUAGAAAUGUUUUAGUCACUACUUAAACUUGCCACUUUAUAAAAUUGAGUAACAUCCAGCACAGAGAUUCUGGAAAUGUAAUUUUGAUGUAAUAGACAAUUAAAAAAAAGAGUAUUCCCUAUAUAUUAUUACUUGUGAAGAUUAAGCUAUAUUUCUUUUUUUUUUUUUUUCUUAAUUAUGAAUCUGCAUUGUGAAUUAUAAUACUAUAUUUCAAUUGUUUCCAUUGUUAUAAAAAAAAGAACAGCAGAUUUGGAAUAUAUUCCUUAAUGCUUUUAGGAAUAAUUACUGUUCAUGGAAGACUUGUGCCUGUUUUUAGCCUUAGAAAUUCUAAAUGUUUACAGUAUCUACAAAACGAAGCUCUAUAGAAUCAGGUCAUUUGCAAAGGCUUUUGGUAAAUGAGAAAACUCCAUAUGUAUGUUCCUAUUAGCAGAAGUAGGAGGAAUAUUUAAUGUGUAUUAUUUUAUUACUGACUCUUUUUACAUUCUGUGAUAUUAAACUUUGUUCUAGAGUUAGUCAAAUGACAAGUACUAACCUUUGCCUCAACUUUGGACAAUUAAGUCUCAUUUUCAACAUUCUUGUUGACCCUUCUUGGUGUAAUAUCAGGACUUUUUUUUUUUCAGCCUUCAUAUUCAAAUGUACUGGUUGAUAUGUGGAGAAAUAUCUGGGAAGUAAAUUCCUUUCCAUACUGGAGGAGGCACCCAUUACAGAAUCGUAUUCUUUUCAAAAGGUAGUUGUUGCAGUUCUGUCAAUUAAUAGCCAUCUGCUGAAGUUCAAUUACUUCAUGUUCAAAACUGAAAUACAGAUCUAAACAGCUGAAGGUGCAGAAAACUCAAGUAUUUUUUAAAAAAGAUCCCACUUGAUGUGACCUCAAAAUACUCUUGAGGAGAGAGAGAAAGUCAAUGUUUGCAUAUUACAUUCCGUUGGAUUAGUUAAUCCAAGAAAGUUAAUUAAACUUCUGACCAAAAUGCUUUUAAGAAAUGUGUUAAUUAUAAUGAUCAAAAUUCUCAGUUACCUGAGGAAGUUUUUAGAAUAAUUAUUAAAACUUUAUGAUAAAAUUGUCUUGUAAAAAUAUUUUGAAGAGGCUAAUUGUUUGCAUCAAUUAACCUUCGCACUUUUAUGUAUUUAAUUUAGGGAUUUUUAUUAAAUUGUCUCUCCGAGGUAGGGACACAUAGCUCUAAUGAUCUCAUUUCAAAUGUUUACUUAGGGUCAUUGUCAAGUACUGAGCUUCAGGUCCAGACCUUAAAUUUGGAAAGGGAUUGGGGUGGAGGCAGGAAGGGGAGGAAGGCAAAUGUCACGUCUGUGUAUUUGUAUCUUAUUUUAAGUUGGGUUAAACUGUUUUCUUACAUACUGGCCUUUCUGUUACAAGUCACUGUACUUGUAUUUGACAACCUAAAAUCACACGUCAAACAAACUAAUAAAAUCUCCCUAAACUGAGAGGAAGCUUGCAUGAUUUCUUCGCUACUCUGCUAGCUUUUUUAUUUUUAUUUUUUUCAGGGAGUCUUAAAUUACAAACCACAAUUUCCAGUAAAAUGACGUAAAAGCUUAAAGCUGAGGCUUACAGAGUUUUGGCUGUUUAUAUACCUCAGAGUUUCCAGCAUCAGUGUAUUCAGAAGCCCUGAUGAGAAUCCCAGUUUUACUGGGAUUUUACUGAUAUAUUUUGCCACUUCCCGUAUAUAUAUAUUAACAUGGGACAUUGUUCUGGUUUGAAUUUCAGCACUACUUGUAGAAAUGGAACACAGUCUGACUUAACAGUAAGAUCUUUUUGGGGGUGGAGGCCUAAGAAUUGUUCUGUUAUCUUAGAGAAGCUAUGAUGAUAAAAUUCCUGUUUAAAUCGUUUGCUAAUUUUUAAUAUGCACACACUGAUAUUUUAUUUUUUUCCCUGCUAAUUAUUGAAAGAAGUGUGGAAGUAAGGAAGACUACCUAACCAAAAAGAUAAAAAUCUUGGUCUGUAUCAGGUGCAUCUUAAUUGAAACUUUCAUCCUUCAUGUCCUCCCGAAGACAGAAAACAUUGUGCAAUAUUGACAGAAAGCAUGGAUUUGAGCCAACAUGCUUUCACUUAGCACAUACAUUCUGCGUGUUGUGAUUUGUACAAAUGAAUAUUGUUAGUGACUACACUUGUUCUAAGCAGUCUUUGUUUACAAUGGUUUAGAUUAUAUUGCCUAAUAUGUAUUCGUUUUUUGACAGAAACAGGAGAGUUGUGCAGGCAGAUGUCAGAGGAAUAUAAUCUAAUAACUGGUUUAUAUAACGUUAUUGACUUAUCUUUUCUUGGCAUAUAACGUAAUUUUGGAAAUUCUGCGUUUGCAACAAAAAUGUGAGUAGCUGAUCUGUGUUAAGAUGAUUGGUUUUGUAUAUCAUGAAUGCUGUAUAAUUGUCUAAUUAAACUAAAUGCCUAUGUAA